Molecule: messenger RNA, 1756 nt
Organism: Oncorhynchus mykiss (rainbow trout)
Lineage: Eukaryota; Metazoa; Chordata; Actinopteri; Salmoniformes; Salmonidae
Product: forkhead box protein F2-like
Biological process (GO): regulation of transcription by RNA polymerase II; animal organ morphogenesis
Cellular component (GO): nucleus
Molecular function (GO): DNA-binding transcription factor activity, RNA polymerase II-specific; RNA polymerase II cis-regulatory region sequence-specific DNA binding
Source: RefSeq, a predicted model, not a curated record
CUGGACCGGGGCCAGAUCUGGGAGAGGGUGGGUCUCGAGUUCCUGGCGAUUUCUUGGAGGGAUUUAGCCGGGAUCUAGGGGGCAGUGAGAGAUUUAAGAAUUGAUAGGUGGUCGAGUUUUGUUUGGCCGAGUGGAUAUGCGCAAGAAAGUCGAGGAGCUUUAUGUUUCCCCUCUUAAAGGAUUAUUGCCAGCGAUGGCCACAGUGAGACGGAGGAGGAGCAGCCGCCACACCGAUACUCAGCUGAUUAGAACUGCAAUAAACGCGCAGUGAAUCGCCACUGGACACUAACCUCUCCAAUUAUCACAUUUGGAAACAUAUUUUAGAUCGUCUGAAGGAGUUAUGCUUAGCAAUUGACUGAAGUAUUGGGUGUAGGAUACUGCUCUCAUUAGAUUUUUCAGGUCAGUGCAAAAAUAAAAAGAGCAUUGGUCAUCCUCUUGGUUAUAGGCUACUCAUACUCCUCUGUGUCCCAAUUUGGGCGCAAACAUGACGACUGAGAGCUCACAGCAACAUCUGGACUCGUCUCAUCCUCUGAGAUCCAGCCCAGCAGCCGGAGUGAUGCACGCCACUCAGAUGAGCGCACAGCCAGUGGCGGAGAGCUCACCAAAUGCGUCGAACAAAAGGAAAAAGGGCAACUCUGGCUUGAGGCGUCCUGAGAAGCCGCCCUAUUCAUACAUCGCUCUUAUUGUGAUGGCUAUCCAAAGCUCCCCGACAAAGAGGCUUACUCUGGCUGAAAUCUAUCAGUUUCUUCAGGCCCGUUUCCCUUUCUUUAGAGGGUCUUACCAGGGAUGGAAAAACUCUGUGAGGCACAACCUGUCUCUAAACGAGUGCUUCAUAAAACUGCCCAAGGGCCUCGGCAGACCAGGCAAGGGACACUACUGGACCAUAGACCCGGGAAGCGAGUUUAUGUUCGAAGAGGGGUCCUUCCGUCGCAGACCUCGCGGAUUCCGUAGGAAAUGCCAAGCUCUGAAACCCAUGUAUCGAAUGAUGAAUGGCAUCGGCUUUGGCGCGUCGAUACUGCCCCAAAACUUCGAUUUCCAGAACCCCUCUGCGUCCUUGGCAUGUCAUAAUGGUUACAACUUGGACGUGAUGGGGACCACGGUGCCAGGGAGCUACGACGGGCUGGCUGGAGGGCAUCAUGUUCCUCACAUGUCGCCAAGCCCCGGGUCCACCUACAUGGCUGCCUGUCAGGUGUCGUCUAAUGGAGAAUACUGCCCAGACAACAGUAGUAGCCCUCUGCACUCAUCGCCGGCGGCGAUGGCAGCAGGCACCUUGGACUGUCACUCUCCCUAUACCAGUGUCCCGUCACACUGGACAUCACCAGGUGUGUCUCCAUACAUCAAGCAGCAAUCCCUGGCUUCAAACAGUCCCACAUCCUCUGCCUUGCAUUCGAGCAUAUCCCCUUACUCUCUGGAGCAAAGCUAUCGCCAUCACAACGGAAGAGACUCAUCUGAUAUUUCAACGGGAUUGUCUCGAUACUCGAACCAUUCAUCGCCAGUAUGUGACAGGAAAGAUUUUGUUUUGAACUUUAACGGAAUCUCUUCAUUUCACCCACCAACUGCCAGUGGAUCGUACUACCACCAGCUACAUCACCAUCACCAGAAUGUCUAUCAGGACGUCAAGCCAUGCGUUUUGUGAAAUCAACGCGUUAAGACCACCGCCAUCUUGGAUGAGGAUCACAACAACUACACAGCUACUAUAUACAAGCCAUAAGCUUCCUUGUCAUUUGUCCCAGAUGCCAAGACCUGUAAAAAUGGG